Loxodonta africana (African savanna elephant) is the source of this 3480-nucleotide messenger RNA. It is a transcript of the gene THBD, whose product is annotated as thrombomodulin. Gene Ontology annotation, molecular function: calcium ion binding; transmembrane signaling receptor activity. Lineage: Eukaryota; Metazoa; Chordata; Mammalia; Proboscidea; Elephantidae. The coding region runs from base 24 to 1754 and encodes 576 amino acids. Gene Ontology annotation, cellular component: membrane. The record is from RefSeq and is a predicted model, not a curated record. The transcript has a single exon.
UGCCAGCGGCGCGCCUGGGCAGCAUGCUCCGGGUGCUGCUCCUCGGCGUGCUGGCUCCCGCCAGCCUGGGGUUCCCGGCGCCCUCUGGGCCGCAGCCCCGCGGCAGCCAGUGCGUAGAACACGAUUGCUUCGCGCUCUUCCUGAGCCCUGCGACUUUCCUCGCCGCCAGCCAGACCUGCGAGCGCCUGCAGGGCCACCUGAUGACCGUGCGCUCCUCGGUGGCGGCAGAUGUGAUCUCCCUUCUGUUGAGCAGCAACGGCGGCAACAGCCCGCGCCUCUGGAUCGGCCUGAAGCUGCCAGACGGCUGCCACGACGCGGGACGCCUCGGGCCCUUGCGCGGCUUCCAGUGGGUUACGAGCGACAACCGCACCAGCUACAGUAGGUGGGCCCAACCCGACCGUAACGCAACGUCCCUCUGCGGCCCGCUGUGCGUUGUGGUCUCCGCAGCAGAGGCCCCUGGGCCGGGAGAGCAGGCCUGGAAGGAGGAGUCGUGCACCACGGAGGUCGAGGGUUUCCUCUGCGAGUUCCACUUUGCAGCUUCUUGCAGGCCCCUGACCAUAGAGCCCGGUGCAGCAGCGGCGGCCAAUGUCUCGAACACCUACAGCACCCCGUUCGGGGCCCGCGGCGCGGACUUCCAGGCGCUGCCAGUGGGCAGCUCUGCCUCGGUGGCCGCCCUCGGCCUGGAGCUGGUGUGCGCUGUGCCUCGUCAGGGGUCGGCCGAGGCGCGCUGGGGCAGGGAGGCACCGGGCGCCUGGGACUGCCGCGUGGAGAACGGUGGCUGCGAGCACCGGUGCAAUGGGAGCGCCGGACCGCCCCGGUGCCUCUGCCCCGCCGACGCCGCCCUGCGGGCUGACGGGCGUUCCUGCGCUGCGCUCAGUGCGCUCUCGUGCAAUAACCUCUGCGACCACUUCUGUGUCCCAAACUCCGAGGUGCCCGACGGCUACACAUGCAUGUGCGAGACCGGCUACCAGCUGGCCGCCGACCAGCACCGGUGCGAGGACGUGGACGACUGUAUGCUGGAGCCCACCCCGUGCUCGCAGCGCUGUAUUAACACGCAGGGCGGCUUCACUUGCAAGUGCUUCCCGGGCUAUGAGAUGGUGGACGGCGAGUGCGUUGAGCCUGUGGACCCGUGCUACGGUGUGAACUGCGAGUACCAGUGCCAGCCCCUGGGCCACACUGGCUACCGCUGUGUCUGCGCCGAGGGCUUUGCGCCCAACCCCCUCGACCCGCACAGAUGCCAGAUGUUCUGCAACGAGACGGCCUGCCCCGCGGACUGCGACCCCAACAGCCUGGACAGCUGUCAGUGCCCAGACGGCUACAUCCUGGACGAGGGCUCCAUGUGCACAGACAUUGACGAGUGCGAAAACGGCGACUGCACGGGCGAGUGCCACAACCUCCCCGGCAGCUUCCGGUGCAUCUGCGGGCCGGACUCGGCCCUCGCCGGCCAGGCUAGCACCCAGUGUGACCUCACCACGGUGAGCAGCACAGACGACAGCGGCUCUGGAGAGCCGCCGGCCAGCUCGGCGCCCAGCACCACCUCGGGCCCCCCGGCCUCGGGGCCUGUGCAUUCGGGCGUUCUCAUCGGCAUCUCCAUCGCUAGCCUGUCCCUGGUAGUUGCGCUUUUGGCACUCCUCUGCCACCUGCGCAAGAAGCAAGGCGCCACGCGGGGGGACCUAGAGUACAAGUGUGCGGCCCCCGCCAAGGAGGUGGUGCUGCAGCACCUGAGCACGGAACCGACCCCUCAGAAACUCUGAGUCCUGGCUGCCCUCCCGGGGCCAGGGCCGGGGUGUUGGUGUGGCCUCUCCCUCCCUGCUGUGCCUCAGCCCCUCCCCCCAGCCCCCCAGCCUUGCUCCUUGGCUAAACGAAAGCACCCUAGCUGCGACAGAACUGGAGAAGAGCCUCCCUCCGAAGCUUCUUCCAUUGAUUCCAGGCAGGACUGGGGAGUGAAGGAGGCCCAGCCUCACCUUCCUCCACGACGUCUCCGGACAACUGGACAAAGAGGAAAAUUUGCUAUUAAGACUCAGAUUGCAAAGUGCUUCCAAGCACUCGCCCCGGGCCCAGGAGUCCGCAGCCUUCUCAGCAGGUCUGUGCCCUGUGGACUCAACCAGUGGACUAGUGAGUGUAAUCGGUGUGUAGAUGAUGACCAAAAUAUUUAUUUUUUUAAGUAUUAGAAUUUUUUUUUCCUUUGCUUUCUUCUCUAUCUUUAUGUCUCAGAUGCCCAUUUUGUAUCUUUCACUUGUCAUAUGGCAGUUAAACUACUCGGGCGAAUUGUUUUCCAGCCCUCAGGCUUCUGUGAAGCGCUGCCCUGUGUUCCCCCUCCUUUCUCCUAGUUUUCCCCUCUCAGGAAAUGGGGCCACCCACCCAGCCUGAGUCACCCUACUGGUGUCUAACCCCACUUCUGAACACCUCUGUGAGACAGAUACGGCCCGUUUUAUUACUAAAAAUAAAACGUGUGGAGCAUUUGCUUUUCACCAGAUUUGCUAAUACUAACAAAGGUGAAGGUGCGAGAGGCUCUGGUGAAGUUAAUGUUGCUGUACCGUCAUGGAAAUUAAACCCAAGGAAUUUUUUUUUAAUUUAAAAUUUUUUAAACAGUGAGUCUGAAUUUUAUUAUUGUUGUUGUUUUGAUUUGGACUGAAAAGUGGUAAUUGUUGCUAAGUUUCUUAUGCACUUCUUUUUCAUUCUUCUUCUUAUUAGUUAUUUUUGACCAUGUUGGAAACGUUCCUGAUGGAGAGAGGAGAGAAGCCCUGCCCAGGCGGUGGGGGAGGAACAUUUUGAGCUACAUGAUUCAUUACCUUUUGAACUCUCACUUCUCCUCUGUCACUCCUAGACAAAGGGUGAAAAUAAAACGAGGCCUAUUUUUUACUGGUUUUGUGGAAUCUGGGAGCUUGGGAAUGGAGCCUGGAUGAUGCUCAGUUAGGGCCUCACAUUGAUCAGGCCCUUGAGAAUUUCACCCCAAUUUUUACAGGGGCUUUCCAGCCUCUGGCCAUUCCACUCACUGGGACUAUCAUCCCUGUACAAGAAAGGUGGCUCUCCCCUGGGAGCUGGUUAGAACUGCAGGGCUUCAGGCUCUGCCCCACCUACUGCAGGAGACUCUGUACUUUGACAAGAGCUGCACUGGUUGUCAGCCCAGUAAAGUUUGAGGACUAUUCCAGACAGCUUCCAAGCUUCUGCGAUACAUUAAAUCUGGGUCAGUAAUAAGUAGCAGGCCAAGUCUACUUUAUUCUCAAGAAACUGAGGAAUCUUCAUUUUAUAGCUUUGCUUUCUGGUAGGAAAGACUAGGUACACAUCUCUAGAUGUUGUUAAGCAGGGUAAAGAAGAGCUCGUGGUUCAGUUAAGCUAGAACAAUGAAAUCAUGCUUCCGUGUAUGGAAAAAAGUGUAUCUUUUGCAAUGGCAAGGGAUUUCCUCUGUGAUUUUGUAAACUCAGCACAUUUGUACAUAUUUAUUUAUUGGAAAUAAACUAGAACACAGGCAAAAAAAAA